Anopheles gambiae (African malaria mosquito) is the source of this 1497-nucleotide messenger RNA. RefSeq lists its product as uncharacterized. Gene Ontology annotation, cellular component: membrane; neuronal cell body; axon. The transcript has 3 exons. The record is from RefSeq and is a predicted model, not a curated record. Gene Ontology annotation, biological process: sensory perception of taste. Bases 280 to 1443 code for a protein of 387 amino acids. Lineage: Eukaryota; Metazoa; Arthropoda; Insecta; Diptera; Culicidae.
UGCCAUCGAACUUCCUGUGGAAGAACAUGGGUCUCAUUGGGUCUCAUCAAUUACGCAUGCGCAGUUUAACCUUUCUGCAUAAUCAAUCAACAAACAAUGCUCAAGGACUUGACAUAAUCGAGCCGGCUGCCAUCGGCAUUCAAUAAUUAAUAUCAAUUGGCGGCAAGCCUCUCUCACUUUCAAUCAGUAGAACAUAUGCCCUAGAGGUUCAGUACUCCUCUAUCCGCUCAAUUGGUUAGCGAUUUCUUUUACAGAGCGAUCAGCCACAAAACAACAAUUAUGAUUGGUCUUAAAAAGCAUAGAGCAUUUUUGGAACGACUUCGAUGGACCUUACGGGCCCAGCACGUGUUCGGAGUGUCCUCACUAAUUGUCGACAAGCGGGGUAAUGUUAGGUCGGGCAGUCCGGCUCCAAAGUUUAUUUUGGCAAUGUUGGGACUGGCCAUAUCGUUGGCGGUAUGGUUCAUCUUAUACCACAACGAGUCACCGGUCAUAUGCCGAUCGAAAGCAAACCAGGUCAGGCUAUUUUAUUACUUUGUCAUCAUUGAAACGCUGGUGGCGAUUGCGUUCAAUGUGAUAUGCACCAUCAGAAUAGCCUGGCCUGCAUCGCAACACUCACUGGCGCAGUGUUGGGCACAGUUGAUAGCAAAGGUACAGGAGAUCCAAAUCAUGUUCCAGUGCAGUAUCGAGUCGAAGCGUCCGUUUCAAUUAUUUUGGCUGUGGAUAGCUGUGCUGUCCGCAGCGUACGGCUUUCUGCUCACGUUCAUGGUCCUCACCUCGAAAGUGCUUUUUGUAUCACAAAUUAACCAUUUAAUUUUAUAUGGUUUGCGAAUAUACGCAUACCUGUCGGACACAACCGUGUGUGCCUCGUUUGGAUUAUUCGCCCUGCUGCUGAGAAUUCUGAUUGUUGAAAUGCGACAAUUGGUGCGAAAAACCACCAUCAAUGAACAGCAGCUCCGAUCCAUGAUACAGCUGUAUCGGCACAUUCUGCAAAUCAUUGAAAGUUUUUGCGCAGUGUACGGUUGGGUGUUGAUAUUGAUUUUUUUCGAACAUUUCCUGAUCCUCACGGAUCGAUCCUUUUUUGCAAUACGCAUGUAUCGCAUGCCGAUGGGAUUUUCCAUUCAGCAGGUACUGUCGAUGAUGAUGACUUGGGUGUUUCCGUUGGCGCUGAACGACAUGUUGCUAGUUGGCGCGUGUACAGCAACGGAAAAAGCACUGCAGCAGUUUGAGCAGCAACUUUGUGAGGUUGGCAAAAUGGCAAACGCACAAAAUGUGGAGUGUGAGCAAAUGAUCACUAGUUUCAGCCUGUACGUGGCAGAGCAGAAGCCAAAAUUUCGCAUUCUGAAAUCAAUCAAUUUAAGCUUUAAUUUGAUCUAUGCGAGCUGCGGAGUUAUUGCCACGUAUUUGACAGUGUUUCUACAGUUUGACAAUGGAGACUCUAUCUGAGCAUUGGCCUGAGAAGAUUAAGGAGGGAAAAAAAACGAAAACAUGGUUGUAACG